UCUACGAUUUUUGGAACAGUGCCUGAUUGCCUAAAAUAUAUUUCAAAAAAUCUCAUCGACAUUCGUCUGUCGAAACUCGAAAUUAUUUAUGAAUAACGUAUGAGCAACCGAAAAUGGUUGUGAAAUAACCGGAUAUCAGAGCACAAAGCUGUAUUGUGGUAUAGUUGAAGCGUCCCGAUAAAUACCAACAUUAUUUUACAGAGAGACCCAGCAACUACCGCAGUAACAACUACAGCUGGAACCGCGCAUAUAUUGUCAAAUGUGGAUUAAAUUUUUCAAGCAGAUUUUCCGCCCCGACAAAGUUGCAUAAACAAUUAGGGACUAGACUGAUUUAAUUUAACUACACUAUUAAAAUUGAAAAGAGAAACCGCUGGGUAAUUCCAGAAUAACCUUACCAGCAGUAGAACCAAUAUUAUGGAAAUAACUUAUCGAGUAGCACCCAGCAAUAAGUACAAAAGCUAUAAAAAAGAAAACCCAACACAGAGUGGAAAAUAUGAUUGAGGCGACGAAGAAUGGUAACUUCUGGUUCAUACCAAGACAACCUCGAUUGCUGGAAAUCAAAAACUGCAAAAAAUAUCCCAUCAAGAAGAGCCCAUAAACAAGAACACUAGCUAUAAUACAAGGAUUCAAAGCCAAAUUGAAUUCAUCAUAAGAAGAAAUUUAUUUUAGUUUUCUUUGACGAAGAAUGGUAACUUCUGGUUCAUACCAAGACAACCUCGAUUGCUGGAAAUCAAAAACUGCAAAAAAUAUCCCAUCAAGAAGAGCCCAUAAACAAGAACACUAGCUAUAAUACAAGGAUUCAAAGCCAAAUUGAAUUCAUCAUAAGAAGAAUUUUAUUUUAGUUUUCUUUGGUACCUAAAUGAAGAAUGGUAACUUCUGGUUCUUACCAAGACAACCUCAAUUGCUGGAAAUCAAAAACUGCAAAAAAUAUCCCAUCAAGAAGAGCCCAUAAACAAGAACACUAGCUAUAAUACAAGGAUUCAAAGCCAAAUUGAAUUCAUCAUAAGAAGAAUUUUAUUUUAGUUUUCUUUGAUGAAGAAUGGUAACUUCUGGUUCUUACCAAGACAACCUCAAUUGCUGGAAAUCAAAAACUGCAAAAAAUAUCCCAUCAAGAAGAGCCCAUAAACAAGAACACUAGCUAUAAUACAAGGAUUCAAAGCCAAAUUGAAUUCAUCAUAAGAAGAAUUUUAUUUUAGUUUUCUUUGAUGAAGAAUGGUAACUUCUGGUUCUUACCAAGACAACCUCAAUUGCUGGAAAUCAAAAACUGCAAAAAAUAUCCCAUCAAGAAGAGCCCAUAAACAAGAACACUAGCUAUAAUACAAGGAUUCAAAGCCAAAUUGAAUUCAUCAUAAGAUGAUUUUUAUUUUAGUUUUCUUUGAUGAAGAAUGGUAACUUCUGGUUCUUACCAAGACAACCUCAAUUGCUGGAAAUCAAAAACUGCAAAAAAUAUCCCAUCAAGAAGAGCCCAUAAACAAGAACACUAGCUAUAAUACAAGGAUUCAAAGCCAAAUUGAAUUCAUCAUAAGAAGAAUUUUAUUUUAGUUUUCUUUGAUGAAGAAUGGUAACUUCUGGUUCUUACCAAGACAACCUCAAUUGUUGGUAAUCAAAAACUGCAAAAAAUAUCCCAUCAAGAAGAGCCCAUAAACAAGAACACUAGCUAUAAUACAAGGAUUCAAAGCCAAAUUGAAUUCAUCAUAAGAAGAAUUUUAUUUUAGUUUUCUUUGAUGAAGAAUGGUAACUUCUGGUUCUUACCAAGACAACCUCAAUUGUUGGUAAUCAAAAACUGCAAUAAAUAUCCCAUCAAGAAGAGCCCAUAAACAAGAACACUAGCUAUAAUACAAGGAUUCAAAGCCAAAUUGAAUUCAUCAUAAGAAGAAUUUUAUUUUAGUUUUCUUUGAUGAAGAAUGGUAACUUCUGGUUCUUACCAAGACAACCUCAAUUGCUGGAAAUCAAAAACUGCAAAAAAUAUCCCAUCAAGAAGAGCCCAUAAACAAGAACACUAGCUAUAAUACAAGGAUUCAAAGCCAAAUUGAAUUCAUCAUAAGAAGAAUUUUAUUUUAGUUUUCUUUGUAUUUGCCCGCUGCCAGAAACAACUUAAAAUACACACGCACGUCCUCCAAUAGUGUCGUCCCGUUGCCGUUUCCUAUAGAUGAUAGUAGCUACAACAACGGUCCGCCGUACAAACUUUCACACACGGAACGCAGCUAUCGCCGAUACUCAAGCAAAAUGGAAGACAUGGUCCAACAUUCGAAUGAUUUUGUCCGGUUCUCUGGACCCGGCCAAGACGAUGAUAAAAAAGUGUUUGUUGGCGGCCUAGCCAAGACCAUUACCGAGAAUGAACUUCAUGAUUAUUUCAUGCAAUAUGGUGACAUUGAAAACAUCAUCAUAAAGACCGACCCAACUACCGGAGAAUCUAGAGGGUUUGCAUUUGUACAGUUCGUGAAUGCCAAGACUGUGGACGAUUUGUUGGCUACUAAGGAUCAUUUCAUUGCUAAUAUAAAAGUCGAUCCUAAGAGGAUAAUUAAGAAAGUUAACAAAUUUUUUUGUCAAAUCUUUGUUGGACGCUUAACUACUGAAAUGACAGAACAAGAUUUACGCAAUUAUUUUGUUCAAUUCGGUCAAAUUAUUGAGUUUUAUCAACCUUUUAAUAAAAUGAAAAACGAAGUGAGAAGUUAUUGUUUCAUAACGUUUGAAGAUCCUGAAGUUGUUAAUGAAGUACUGAAAAAUCCCAAACCAAUUAUUAGUGGUAAAGAAGUAGAUAUACAAAAAGUCAAGUUUAAUCCAGUAAAAAUGACUGGUCAUGGAAUCAUGAGUGUUCCAAUGGACGGUGCUAGACCUCCUGCUACUUUUGGUAUGAUACCAGCAUAUCCUGGUUAUAUGGCACUAGAAACUGCUUCGCCCUAUGGUACUGCUGCAGAUUAUGGUUAUGCAGCUAAUGAUGCAUACGGUGCUUAUGGUGGAGAUGGCUAUUCCGCAAUUGGCUAUGGGGUUGGUGGUUAUCAAGCACAAGUCUAUUAUCCAGGUGGCCAGUAUCAAGAAGCAACAUAUCCACGACAUGCAUUUUAUUGAAUUACCUAAUCUGUAUCAAAAUGUAAACACUACAUGAUUAUUACCUUUAUUCUACAUUAAUUUAUUUGUACAACAGUAUUUUAUUUUUAAAUUAUAGGUGAAAAAAAAUCUGAACUGUCUUAUUAUUUAUAAUGUAUAAUCUUGUGAAAUUUGUCGAUUAAAUACAAAAAAAAAAAAAAUGUAAUAAUUAUAAGUUAAUAGUUAUUAGAAAUCAAAUCAAAUAAUUUACUAAUAUUAUUAUUUUUAAAAAAUGUAUGUUUAUAUUUUAUAUAGAUGGGUAA
Aphis gossypii (cotton aphid) is the source of this 3350-nucleotide messenger RNA. Its product is annotated as RNA-binding protein squid-like. NCBI's taxonomy places the organism in Eukaryota, Metazoa, Arthropoda, Insecta, Hemiptera, Aphididae. Gene Ontology annotation, biological process: regulation of gene expression. The transcript has 15 exons. The record is from RefSeq and is a predicted model, not a curated record. Gene Ontology annotation, molecular function: RNA binding. The coding region runs from base 2227 to 3069 and encodes 280 amino acids. Gene Ontology annotation, cellular component: nucleoplasm.